CGAUCGGCCUGAUGGACAAACCGACCUGGGUUCUACAUCGUGGUCUGUCAGUUGAUCUGUACAGUUUGAGAACAAAAGUCUCAAGUUGUGGUCGUGCAGAGAGGAGGAUUAAAACGUGCAGUGUCGUGUGUGCACUGACUGCUCAGGAGGAGGGGUCUGAGAAGUCAGAGGACAAACGGGGUCUGGUUUUGUUUCCUGUCUGGGGGGGGAGUCACCGUGAACGUCGGAGAGAUGUGAAGCUGAGCGAUCAGAGGAGCCGUCACUCAAACCAGGACCACACUCCCCUUAACCACCGCCAACCAAUCAGCACGUAGUCUGGAGGACCAUCAUGCAUCUGAAGUCGUAUCCGAAGCUUGUGUGCUCAGAGUUGCGUCUGGAAGCGGCCGGCGUUCAGACCUCGUCCCAGCGGAGCAGUGUGUUUGUGAGCCAGCAGCGAGGGCUGCUGAAGACCUGCAGCAGUAACCAUGGCAACAUCAGCAGCAGCAGCCGCCUCACGGGGCUCCCAGGAGAGGAGGUGGUAGGCCGUGUGGGAGGAGGAGGGAGGAGAAGGCAGAGGAGGGAGCAGAAGGUGUUCUGUGCAGAGGUGGUGUCCAGGACGCCAGCAGAGAGCAGCAAAGAGGAAAGCUGCACCGCUUCCAGACCACUCUUCACCUCCACGCCGUCACUCGCUCGCACCCGCUGGCUGAGGGGAGGAGAGGAGGGGGAGUCAGGGGAGAGCCGGAGAGGUCAGGGGUGUCCCGGGAGAUGUGGUAGCUGUGGAGUCGGAGUAUCUGGAGAGUCGGACGGAAGGAGGAGGAGAGAGGAGCCUGAGGAGGGAGAGGCUGGACGACGAGUCCUGCCCGCCGCCCCGGGGACCAACACUCCCCCCCCUCCCCCUCCAUCUCAUCUUCCCUACAUCUCACGCUGGGAGCUCAGGAGUCCAGCAGGAGAGCCCAGUCGCUCAAGAAAACAGUCAGAACAGACACAUUCCCCCCUAGCUCCGCACCUGCCCCCCCCCACCCGACCCUGCCACUCUUCUUUACUCCUCAGGCCCAGCUCAGUGAGGGAGGCGGGAGGAGAGGCACAGGGCACUCCUGCGGAUGCUCAGCCCCCUCCCCCACAGACUCCCCACCCCUCCCCCCCCUCACCAGCGAUCUUUGACCUGGAGCCUGCCCCCUCGCAGCCCCGCCCCCCUGCUGUUAGCUGUUCUCCUGACUCCGGCAGCCGGUCAGAGAAGAGGAGAAGAGGGAAGGAGGUCAGGUCAGGAGGGGAGGUUGACUCCCUGGUUCCCUGUUCGCGCGCGGGCCGCAGCGCCUCGGUUUCUCAGGACUUCCUGGAGAUGCGUCAGCGACUGCAGCAGCUGCUGGAGCCGCAGCCGUACCUGGCCGUGCUCCCGCAUCACCUGCUGGUGAAGAUCUUCCUGCUGCUUUCCACGCAGAGCCUCGCCGCACUCAAGUGCACCUGCCACUAUUUCAAGUUCGUCAUUGAGAACUACGGCGUGCGGCCCGCCGACUCGCUCUGGGUGUCGGACCCUCGUUACCGUGACGACCCCUGCAAACAGUGCAAGAAGCGGUACGACCGCGGCGAUGUGUCGCUAUGCCGCUGGCACCACAAGCCAUAUUGCCAGGCGCUGCCGUACGGCCCCGGGUACUGGAUGUGUUGCCAUGGCGCCCACAGGGACGCACCUGGAUGCAACGUGGGUCUCCAUGACAACCGCUGGGUGCCGGCGUUCCACAGCAUCAAUGUGCCCAUCUAUAGAAGGAGCCAUGACGAUGACUGAGUGUGUUUGUGUGUGUGUGUGUGUGAGAGAGAGAGAGAGAAACUGAUGCUGAUGCUGAUGUAAACAUCAGCGGCUCCCAUGAUGCAACAGCAGGUCAUAUUUUUUCAUCAAAAGACUGAAAGUCCGCAACUAACUAAUCAUAUUUUUUGAUCAAUCCAUUAAUUGAUUUGUCUGUAAAAUGUCAGAAAAGAGUGAAAAUGUUUCGUCUUAUCAAUUUCAGCUUCAGCUUCAGUACAGGACAAAGAAAAGCUUCAUAUCCUCACAGGGCAGAUGCUGAAACCACCAUUGUUUUAAAGCAAAAAAUCUCAUCUCAGCCUGAAGAAAAGAUGAAUUGAUCCUUAAAAUGGCUGACGUCAGGUCAGCUCUAAAACAGGUAGUGUCCUUUAAAAAAAGCCGCACAGAAGUUGAUCUGACUCUGGAACAUCUGACCAGGGAAACUAACAGUUUUUUCAUUAUUGAUUCAUCUUUUGAUUAUUUUUUCAGAAAAUAGGUUAAAAAAAAGAAGUCCAGCCCAAGGUGGUGUAGUCAAAGACCUGGUUUUACUGGUCCAACAGUGUGAAACCCAAAGAGAUUCAGUUCACUAUAAUUCAUGACAGAAGAAAAGUAGACUCAAACUAGUUUCCCAUUGAUUUUCCGCGGGUCGAUUAACUGAUUAAUCGUUGCAGCUCUACGUCCGACACGCAAACCUGUCGUAUUUUAAAACGCAGAAAAGUCGGAAUCCAAUUUAAAGGUAAAGUCAGAGACUUGGAGGAAAUCAUCGGUCCUUUAAGGAAAGUCUUGACUUGAGUUUCUUCAUGCGGUCUGACAGGACAGCAGUGUGGCGCCCCCUGCUGGUCAAAGCUCACCUCACAGCCUCCGCCCGAUCACCCGAGUGUGAAACCUCUGAUCAGAAUAAGUUGACGUCUUCCUGCUUUGAGUCUGGUUUCUUGACAAACUGCAGCUGCCUGUCGGUCAUUUGUCUCCUUCCAUCGGCAGCUCGUUAACAGAUCAGUCCCUCGUUAGCGAUGAACCAGUCGGAGGGAGGAGGAGUCCCGGCCAGGACUCUUCUUCUCCUCCUUCUCCUUCUCUGACUGUCAGAGUCUGCAGCAGCUUCACCACAGACACAGUCUGAGAUAAAAACAUUUGAUGUUUUCAGCUUAAAUUCAAACUGGUUUCUGAUCAGUUGACCAACCAGAGCUGCAGCUGAAAUUAUUCUCUCACAAUCAGCGGAUACAUUCCCACAUUACUGAAUAUCACAACAUGUCACAUCUAACUGAUCACAUCUUCAUUUAGUGUUUGUCUGGACAACACAAAUCUGGAGAAGAAUAACCAUUCAAGUCCACUGACGUGAAACAGAAUCACGGUCUGUCGGCAGCCAACACUGAGUCUGAUGUUCCACAAGUUCCACUGAAGAACAGUUCCACUCUCCCAGAGGUGAUUCAGUCCCAGCUGGCUGCUUUAUUCUCCGGCUUUUCGUUAAAUAAAAGAACCAGCCUCUUUUUCACCUCGGAAACAGCGGCUGACAGACUAUCUCAACUCAAGGUCCACUUACUCGCUUUCUCUGCAGCUGUCAACCACAGCUGCAACAGCCGAGCCUUUUCAUGACAGAUGCCUCAGCUGAUAAUUCUCUCUGUCUAAUCGAUCCAUCAUUGGGUCUAUAAAAUAAAUGUCGUAAAAGAGCGAAACACCGUCUUCAGAUGUCUCGGUCCAGAACUCAAAUAGCUUCAGUUCACGCGGACGUAAGGCACAGCACAACAGGAAAUCUGACGGCAGAGGAAUUUUGGCAUUUCGCUUAAAAAGAAAAAUCGAAACGAUCGAUUCGCCGUCAAAAUAGUUGCCGAUGAACUUGGAGCACAUCUCAGUCAAUGCUCAUUCUGGAUGUAAUAAGUUCAGUAGAGAAAAGUGGAAAGUCCUCACAACAGAAAACAUUUCUCAUUUUGGCUUGAAAAAUCAUCGGAACUAUUAAUCGAUUAUCAAAAUAGGAGCACGAUCAUUUCCUGUCGAUGGGCUGAUCGAUCGAUCAAAUAAUGGUUCCAGCUCCAACGACCUGUAUUGACAUCGAUCAUCAGAAAACUAUUUGAGAAUGAGUUUGUGUUGUUUCUGUAGCUACAGAGCUGCUUUUCUCUGUUUGAAAUCGUGAAUCUAAUAUUUGGACGGGAGGAGACAUUUGUUUGUGAGGUGACUGUGACCAGCAGUUUUUACUGUUUUCUGACAUUUACGGACUAAAGAGUUCAUCGGUUAAUGGAAGAACAGAUCAACAGAUUCAUGGACAUCGGCAAUAAUCAACAGUGACUUUUCAGACCGUCUGGUCGUCAGGUGAGCGAGGGGGCGUCGCCUUUGUUCGUGUGGGGCAAAGAUGAAUCCGGAGUAGGUGAACUUGUUUGUGUUUACAUUUGUACAUAAAUCAUAAAGAGUUUAUGAGCGCCGUCUUUCUGUAAUGGAUUUAUUGUCUCCUUUUUCAGUCCGAAACAUGAACGUGUGCUUCAAUCAGCAGCUGAGUGAUAAUCACCUUGAACAGGACUGAUGUUAUGAGUAUUGUUAUUGUCAGGAAGGGAAAAGAGGAAACGUGGCCUUGAGUGAACUCGGAGACGAUGCAAUAUGAAACUGAACUGUAGAGAUUAUAAAAAAGAAAAGAUAAUGGCCUUUGACCUUCAGAGAUUUCUGUUUUUUAAGGUUUGUCAGUUUCUGUCUGCUGGCUGUUCUGCUCUUUUCUCUUAAAGAGUUUUUGCUUUAAUAAAGUGCUUUCUCACGGGUUCUUGUUUGGGUUAAAAAAAAAAAGACUCGACUCGUCUUUUAUUUCGGUACCUUUGCCGUAAAAGUCCCGUCUCGUGCUCAUUGACUGACGAAUCAAAUCAUCAGCGCCAGUGUGAGCUUGUAUUUGUUUUCACAGUGAAUAUUGUGUGAUGUUACACCUGUCGGACAGGUGAGCAGGAGAAUAAAGUCAUGCUAAAGAAGAAAGUGAACUCCUGCACAGUUUUGUCACAGACCUUCAUCAGACAUCAAACCGGAAACCGGUUUCUGCCGUAUGUGUGAAUGAAUUUUUGAUUUGGGUCACAAAUUAAACUGCUCUGUCACACAUGGGAUCCCAUGACACAAUAAGACCAAAGGAGCACAAAGAGGGAAAACUGGUUUGAUAUGUCAAAAAUGCACACGACCGGUCAAAAGUUUUAGGACGCUUUUCCAGUUUCCAUUGACAUUUCAGCAGCUCCGGUCCAGUGAAAAACCUGCACUGGUCCAAAGGUCAGCGGGAAACUGCCCGAGGUAAAACAAGUCGAGGUCGCCAGAACCUGAGAAAUCCUGUAAACCUGAUAGAAAAUAGGGUUUUUUUUCACUCUCGGCUUUUUCCUGCAGCAGUGGAAGGAAAUGAAGCCUUGAACGUU
This is a messenger RNA of Xiphias gladius (swordfish), 5118 nucleotides long. RefSeq names its product F-box protein 34 (gene fbxo34). NCBI's taxonomy places the organism in Eukaryota, Metazoa, Chordata, Actinopteri, Istiophoriformes, Xiphiidae. The record is from RefSeq and is a predicted model, not a curated record. Gene Ontology annotation, molecular function: protein binding.